GCCAGGUGCAUUCCCCCCGCCGCGCCCGGGCACGCUGCACCCGCCGGGCCCUGCGCGCCGGCCCGCGGAGAGGAGCCGCGAUGGACCGGGACCGGCCCCGGGACCGGCUUCCCGGGGCGCUGCUGCUGCUGCUGGCGCUGCUGCUCCGCGCUCCGGUACCGGGCUCCGCGCAGGCAGUGUGCGCGGGGACGCUGAACGGGCUGAGCGUGACGGGGGACGCCCAGCACCAGUACCAGACGCUGCACAGGAUGUACAACAACUGCGAGAUCGUGAUGGGCAACCUGGAGAUCGUCCUCAUCGACCACGCGCAGGACCUGUCCUUCCUGCAGACCAUCCGGGAGGUGACGGGUUACAUCCUGAUCGCCAUGAACGUCUUCUCGUCGCUGCCGCUGCGCAACCUGCGCGUCAUCCGCGGGACGCAGUUCUACGAGGAGAAGUUCGCGCUGUUCGUGCUGCUCAACUACAACCCCAACGCCACCCAUGCCCUGCGACACCUCGGCCUCAACCAGCUCACAGAGAUCCUGGCCGGCGGCGUCUACAUCGAGAAGAACGCGCAGCUGUGCCACGUGGACACGGUGGAGUGGAGGGACAUCAUGCGGGACCCCCGCCUGGAGCCCGUCGUGGGGGACAACGGCAAGGCCUGCCCCCCGUGCCACGAGAGCUGCGGUGGCCACUGCUGGGGACCCGGCCCUGAGGAUUGCCAGAAAUUGACGAAGACCAUCUGUGCCCCCCAGUGCAACGGGCGCUGCUUCGGGCGGGCGCCCAACGAGUGUUGCCAUGAGGAGUGUGCGGGGGGCUGCACUGGCCCCCUGCAGACACACUGCUUCGCCUGCCGCCACUUCAACGACAGCGGCGCGUGUGUCCCCCUGUGUCCCCAGCCCCUCAUCUACAACAAACUCACCUUCCAGCUGGAGCCCAACCCCGACACCAAGUACCAAUACGGGGGCAUCUGCGUCCGGAGCUGCCCACACAAUUUCGUGGUGGACCAGAGCUCCUGCGUCCGCGCCUGCCCCAACGACAAGAUGGAGGUGGAGAAGAACGGGUUGAAGAUGUGCGAGCCCUGCGGGGGGCUGUGCCCCAAGGCGUGCGAGGGCACCGGCGCCGGCAGCAAGUACCAAACCGUGGACUCCAGCAACAUCGACACCUUCGUGAACUGCACCAAGAUCCUGGGCAACCUGGAUUUCCUCAUCACCGGCCUGGAGGGGGAUCCCUGGCGCAACAUCUCGGCGCUGGACCCCGAGAAGCUGAACGUGUUCCGGACAGUGCGGGAGAUCACGGGGUACCUGAAUAUCCAGUCCUGGCCCAAGCACAUGCACAACUUCAGCGUCUUCUCCAACCUGGUCACCAUCGGGGGACGGAGCUUGUACAACCGAGGUUUCUCUCUGCUGAUCAUGAAGAACGAGAACGUGACGUCGCUGGGGCUGCGGUCGCUGCGGGAGGUGAGCGCGGGGCGCGUGUACAUCACCGAGAACCGCCGGCUGUGCUACCUGCACACGCUGCACUGGGCCGCGCUCAGCCGCCGCCGCAGCGACCUGGACAUCCGCAACAACAAACCCCGCAGCAAGUGCCAGCAAGAGGGGAAGGUGUGCGACCCGCUGUGCUCCGCCGAGGGCUGCUGGGGACCGGGGCCGGGACAGUGUCUGUCCUGCCGCCACUACAGCCGCCGCGGCGUCUGCGUCCCCACCUGCCACUUCACACAGGGGGACACGCGGGAGUUCGCCCAGGGGGGCGAGUGCUUCGAGUGCCACCCAGAGUGCGAGCGCAUCGAGGGCAACGUCACCUGCAACGGCUCGGGCGCCGACACCUGCACCCGCUGCGCCCACUACCGGGACGGGCCGCACUGCGUGGAGAGCUGCCCCGACGGCGUCCUGGGCGAGCGCGGCCCCAUCUACAAAUACCCCGAUGCCACCCGCGAGUGCCGGCCCUGCCAUGAGAACUGCACCCGUGGGUGCCUGGGGCCGCUGCUGCGGGACUGUCUGGGGGAGGCGCUGCCCGUCUCCAGGAAAACGCCGACGGUGGUUGCGGUGGCGGCGGUGGGGGGGUUGUUUCUCUGCUGCUCCUGCGUCCUCCUCGCCCUCCUCUACUGGCGCAGCAAGAAGAUCCAGAAGAAACGGGCGAUGCGGCGCUACCUGGAGCGGGGGGAGAGCUUGGAGCCGCUGGACCCCAGUGAAAAGGCCAACAAGGUGCUCGCCCGCAUCUUCAAGGAGACAGAGCUGAAGCGCCUGAAAGUUUUGGGCUCCGGCGUCUUCGGGACGGUGCACAAGGGCAUCUGGAUCCCCGACGGUGACUCCAUCAAGAUCCCGGUGAGCAUCAAGGUGAUCCAGGACUGGAGCGGGCAGCAGUCGUUCCACGCCGUCACCGAUCACAUGCUGGCCAUCGGCAGCCUGGACCACGCGUACAUUGUGCGGCUGCUGGGCAUUUGCCCCGGCCCCCGCCUGCAGCUGGUGACACAGCUGCUGCCCCUGGGCUCCCUCCUCGACUACGUGCGCAAGAACCGCGACACCAUCAGCCCCCAGCUGCUCCUCAACUGGUGCGUCCAGGUGGCCAAGGGGAUGUACUACCUGGAGGAGCAUCGCAUGGUGCAUCGCAACCUGGCCGCCCGCAAUGUGCUGCUCAAGUCCCCCAGCCAGGCGCAGGUGGCGGAUUUUGGCAUCGCCGACCUGCUCUACCCCGAUGACAAGAAGUAUUUCUACAAUGAGGUCAAGACCCCCAUCAAGUGGAUGGCGCUGGAGAGCAUCCACUUUGGGAAGUACACGCACCAGAGCGACGUGUGGAGCUACGGGGUGACACUCUGGGAGAUGAUGACGUUCGGGGCCGAGCCGUACGCCGGGAUCCGGCUGGCCGAGGUGCCGGAUCUGCUGGAGAAGGGCGAGCGGCUGUCGCAGCCCCCGAUCUGCACCAUCGACGUCUACAUGGUCAUGGUGAAGUGCUGGAUGAUCGACGAGAACAUCCGUCCCACCUUCAAGGAGCUGGCGAACGAGUUCACCCGCAUGGCCCGCGACCCCCCCCGCUACCUGGUCAUCAAGCAGGAGAGCGGGGCCGCCCCCCCCGCCGAGCCCCCCACCCUCAGCGACAAGGAGCUGGAUGAGAUGGAGACGCUGGAGCUGGAGGAGGAGGAAGAGGAGCUGGACGGGCCCUUCGGCCUCACCGGGCUCUACCCCCCCCGCCCCCGGGGCAGCUGUGCCCGGAGUCCCAGCUUGCUCAGCCCCCCCGCUGGCUACAUCCCCAUGAACCAGCCUGGCCUUGGCGCCCGCCAGGGUGGGGGGUGCCGCCCCCCCCGGCGCAGCCGCCAGGAGUCGCUGGGCCGGACGGUGUCGGAGUCGUCGGAGGGUCGGGGCACGGGGUCGGAGCUGGAGCCCGAGGGGGGGUCGCUGUCGGGGGGCAGCCUGUGCCGCAGCCUGCGCUCGCGGGGGGACAGCGCCUACCUGUCCCAGCGGGAGAGCUUCCCCCCCCCGCCCCCCAGCAGCGAGGGCAGCGAGGAGGACGCCAAUGGCUACGUUACCCCCAACUGCGCCGGGAGGGAGACGGACCCCAUGGUGGGCUCGAUGCCGGAGGAGGAGGAGGAGUACGAAUACAUGAACCGGCGGCCUGGGGGGGGCCCAGGAGCCCCCCCGCCCCGUCCGGCCUCGCUGGAGGAGCUGGGCUACGAAUACAUGGAGGUGGGUUCAGAACCGGGGGCCCCCCCGGGGCAGGAGGAUGAGGAAGACUACGAGUACAUGAACAAACAGCCGCGGCUGAGCCGCUCGCUGGGCAGCGUCACCGGGGGGGGGCCGGGACCCCGACACGACGUCGCGUCCCCCCGACACGACGGCUACACCGACAUGCGGCCCGGGGAGGCCCCCCCGCCCCCCCGGGAGGACGAGCAGGGCUACGAGGAGAUGGAAGCCGUGCUGGCCCCCCGCUGCCCCGGCUGCCGCGGCCCCCCAGCGCUGGCCCCCCCCGCCAUGAAGCCCCUGCGGAGCCUGGAGGCCUCGGACUGCGCCUUCGACAACCCCGACUACUGGCACAGCCGCCUCUUCGCCAAGGCGGACGCGCAGCGGACAUAGGGGACCCCCCCCGGGCACCCCGAAACCCCCCUGCCCUCUUGUCCCCCCCCCACCCCUCCCCCGGGGCUGUUUACACUGGAUAUGAAGGAUCCCCCCUCUCUUGGGGGUAUGAGCCAAAGCUGAAGGGGGGGGAGGGGGUCACAGCUCAACCCAGGGGGUUGUGAGCACUUGGGGUGCAGCCCACUCCCCCCACCCCCCUACAGAGACCCCUGGGUCCCCCCCCCCACCGCGUGGGUGUCCCCCCACCCCGGGAAGGUGCCCCCAAUGUGCAGGGGCACUGGGGGGGUCCCUGGCUGGGCUGGGGGGUCCCUGGCUGGGUGCAGCUGAGGUCAGGGGGGGUCUCUGCACCCCCAGACUCAUUUUCAGGUUCCCUGUUCCCUGCUGGGACCACAGUGAAGGUUUGGGGUGCCCCCCCCCCCCCCCCAUUUCAAGGCGGGGGGGCUGCUGUGGUCUGUGCCCCCCCCCAUCCCCAGGGAGUCCCAUUUCUGGGAUGUUUUCACCCAGUUUUUGGGGUGACCCCGGAGGGGGGGGCGCAGCCCGGACCCCCCCGCUCGGGGCAGAGCCGAGACCCCCCCCGGGGGUGCGGGUCGGGGUUGUAAAUGCCGAAUAAAGACAAAGGGAAUUGGAGCAAA
Molecule: messenger RNA, 4678 nt
Organism: Columba livia (rock pigeon)
Lineage: Eukaryota; Metazoa; Chordata; Aves; Columbiformes; Columbidae
Gene: ERBB3
Product: erb-b2 receptor tyrosine kinase 3
Exons: 28
Coding region: 81-4046 (1321 amino acids)
Biological process (GO): negative regulation of apoptotic process; multicellular organism development; cell surface receptor protein tyrosine kinase signaling pathway
Cellular component (GO): basal plasma membrane; signaling receptor complex; plasma membrane
Molecular function (GO): neuregulin binding; ATP binding; neuregulin receptor activity
Source: RefSeq, a predicted model, not a curated record